GGGCACGCGCGCACACGCCCCCCCGGGAGGGGAGCGGAGACAUCCUCCCCAGCCUCGUGGGUUUCUCCUCCCACCAGAGCCCGGGUGUGAGAGGAAAUCUCGGGGCUUCGCUCUACCGAAAGUGCUCGCCAGGGUGGUUCUCGAGCACCACGAUCCCGAAGUGCCGGCGUCCGAGUGCACGUCCUUCGGCUUUGCAAAGAAGAGUCGUGAACUUCAGAAGCCCCGAGACGGAUCAUUAAUCCUGCUUUGCAGGAGAGGAAACCCCUCCAUCCCCCGCCAGCGGCCGCCCCUCUCCGGAGACCGCAAUCGCCGAGGCGCCCGGAGCCGGAAGGGGACGCUUUGGGAAUGACCAUGCCCCACGGAGGGACGGAGCCGGCCCCCAGCUUCUCUACACAGAGCCUCCUCCACUGAAGCUCCGAAAAUCAAAAACCAUAAUUGCCAGAAGAAUCAUUCAAAAUAUAUUCCAGCCACUAACCUCACAUGCACACGGAAUAAUUACUCUGGAUUCUGCAUUGUGAGCUGCUCUCCACACCCUGAGUUAUCUUUGAAUUAAAUCUUUUUUCUUUGAAUCUGCAUCUCUUCGAGACACAAGAUUAAAACAAAAUUUACGCUAAAUUGGAUUUUAAAUUAUCUUCCGUUCAUUUAUCCUUCGUCUUUCUUAUGUGGAUAUGCAAGCGAGAAGAGACUGGACAUUCCCAACAUGCUCACUCCCUUAAUCUGUCGGUCUAGAGGUUUGGCUUCUGCAAACCAAGGGAGUCGACGAGCUGAAGAUGAAGCCCAGGGCAGAGUGCUGUUCUCCCAAGUUCUGGUUGGUGUUGGCCGUCCUGGCCGUGUCAGGCAGCAGAGCUCGUUCUCAGAAGAGCGCCCCCAGCAUUGGCAUUGCUGUCAUCCUCGUGGGCACUUCAGACGAGGUGGCCAUCAAGGACGCCCACGAGAAAGAUGAUUUCCACCACCUCUCCGUGGUGCCCCGGGUGGAGCUGGUAGCCAUGAACGAGACCGACCCAAAGAGCAUCAUCACCCGCAUCUGCGACCUCAUGUCUGACCGGAAGAUCCAGGGGGUGGUGUUUGCUGACGACACAGACCAGGAAGCCAUUGCCCAGAUCCUCGAUUUCAUUUCAGCCCAGACUCUCACCCCCAUCCUGGGAAUCCACGGGGGCUCUUCCAUGAUCAUGGCAGAUAAGGAUGACUCCUCCAUGUUCUUCCAGUUUGGUCCAUCAAUUGAACAGCAAGCUUCCGUAAUGCUCAACAUCAUGGAAGAGUAUGACUGGUACAUCUUUUCUAUUGUCACCACCUACUUCCCUGGCUACCAGGACUUUGUGAACAAGAUCCGCAGCACCAUCGAGAAUAGCUUCGUGGGCUGGGAGCUGGAGGAAGUCCUCCUACUGGACAUGUCCCUGGAUGAUGGAGAUUCUAAGAUCCAGAAUCAGCUCAAGAAACUCCAAAGCCCCAUCAUUCUUCUUUACUGUACUAAGGAAGAGGCCACCUACAUCUUCGAAGUGGCUAACUCAGUAGGGCUGACUGGCUAUGGCUACACGUGGAUUGUGCCCAGUCUGGUGGCAGGGGAUACAGACACAGUGCCCUCGGAGUUCCCCACUGGGCUCAUCUCUGUGUCCUACGACGAGUGGGACUAUGGCCUCCCUGCCAGAGUGAGAGAUGGAAUCGCCAUAAUCACCACCGCUGCUUCCGACAUGCUGUCCGAACACAGCUUCAUCCCUGAGCCCAAAAGCAGUUGUUACAACACCCACGAGAAGAGAAUCUACCAGUCCAAUAUGCUGAAUAGGUAUCUCAUCAAUGUCACUUUUGAGGGGAGAAAUCUGUCCUUCAGUGAAGAUGGCUACCAGAUGCACCCGAAACUGGUGAUCAUCCUUCUGAAUAAGGAGAGGAAAUGGGAGCGGGUGGGAAAGUGGAAAGACAAAUCCCUACAGAUGAAAUACUACGUGUGGCCCCGAAUGUGUCCUGAGACCGAAGAGCAGGAGGAUGACCACCUGAGCAUCGUGACCCUGGAGGAGGCGCCGUUUGUCAUUGUGGAAAGUGUGGACCCUCUGAGUGGAACCUGCAUGAGGAACACAGUCCCCUGCCAGAAGCGCAUAGUCACUGAGAAUAAAACAGAUGAGGAGCCAGGUUACAUCAAAAAAUGCUGCAAGGGAUUCUGUAUCGACAUCCUGAAGAAAAUUUCUAAAUCUGUGAAGUUCACCUACGACCUUUACCUGGUUACCAAUGGCAAGCAUGGGAAGAAAAUCAAUGGCACCUGGAAUGGCAUGAUCGGAGAGGUGGUCAUGAAGAGGGCCUACAUGGCCGUGGGGUCACUCACCAUCAACGAGGAGCGAUCGGAGGUGGUUGACUUCUCUGUGCCCUUCAUAGAGACGGGCAUCAGUGUCAUGGUGUCACGCAGCAAUGGGACUGUCUCACCUUCUGCCUUCUUAGAGCCGUUCAGCGCUGACGUGUGGGUCAUGAUGUUCGUGAUGCUGCUCAUCGUGUCGGCCGUGGCUGUCUUCGUCUUCGAGUACUUCAGCCCUGUGGGUUACAACAGGUGCCUCGCCGAUGGCAGAGAGCCAGGUGGCCCGUCUUUCACCAUCGGCAAAGCUAUUUGGUUGCUCUGGGGUCUGGUGUUUAACAACUCCGUUCCUGUGCAGAACCCAAAGGGCACCACCUCCAAGAUCAUGGUGUCGGUGUGGGCCUUCUUUGCUGUCAUCUUCCUGGCCAGCUACACUGCCAACUUAGCUGCCUUCAUGAUCCAAGAGGAAUACGUGGACCAGGUUUCUGGCCUGAGCGACAAAAAGUUCCAGAGACCUAAUGACUUCUCACCCCCUUUUCGCUUUGGGACUGUACCCAAUGGCAGCACGGAGAGGAACAUUCGCAAUAACUACGCAGAAAUGCAUGCCUACAUGGGAAAGUUCAACCAGAGGGGUGUAGAUGACGCAUUGCUCUCCUUGAAAACAGGGAAACUGGAUGCUUUCAUCUAUGAUGCAGCAGUGCUGAACUACAUGGCAGGCAGAGAUGAAGGCUGCAAGCUGGUGACCAUUGGCAGUGGCAAGGUCUUUGCCUCCACCGGUUAUGGUAUCGCCAUCCAGAAAGACUCUGGGUGGAAGCGCCAGGUGGACCUUGCCAUCCUGCAGCUCUUUGGAGAUGGGGAGAUGGAAGAGCUGGAAGCUCUCUGGCUCACCGGCAUUUGCCACAAUGAGAAGAACGAGGUCAUGAGCAGCCAGCUGGACAUUGACAACAUGGCGGGAGUCUUCUAUAUGUUGGGGGCGGCCAUGGCGCUCAGCCUCAUCACCUUCAUCUGCGAACACCUUUUCUACUGGCAGUUCCGGCAUUGCUUUAUGGGUGUCUGUUCUGGCAAGCCCGGCAUGGUCUUCUCCAUCAGCAGAGGCAUCUACAGCUGCAUCCACGGCGUGGCCAUCGAGGAGCGCCAGUCCGUGAUGAACUCGCCCACCGCGACCAUGAACAACACGCACUCCAACAUCCUGCGCCUGCUGCGCACGGCCAAGAACAUGGCCAACCUGUCGGGGGUGAACGGCUCCCCGCAGAGCGCCCUGGACUUCAUCCGGCGCGAGUCGUCCGUCUACGACAUCUCGGAGCACCGGCGCAGCUUCACGCACUCGGACUGCAAGUCCUACAACAACCCGCCGUGCGAGGAGAACCUCUUCAGCGACUACAUCAGCGAGGUGGAGAGGACCUUCGGCAACCUGCAGCUCAAGGACAGCAACGUGUACCAGGACCACUACCACCACCACCACCGGCCGCACAGCAUCGGCAGCGCCAGCUCCAUCGACGGGCUCUACGACUGCGACAACCCGCCCUUCACCACCCAGCCGCGGCCCGCGGGCAAGAAGCCCCUGGACAUCGGCCUGCCCUCCUCCAAGCAUGGCCAGCUCAGCGACCUGUACGGCAAGUUCUCCUUCAAGAGCGACCGCUACGGCGGCCACGACGACCUGAUCCGCUCCGACGUGUCGGACAUCUCCACGCACACCGUCACCUACGGGAACAUCGAGGGCAACGCGGCCAAGCGGCGCAAGCAGCAGUACAAGGACAGCCUCAAGAAGCGGCCGGCCUCGGCCAAGUCCCGGCGCGAGUUCGACGAGAUCGAGCUGGCCUACCGCCGCCGGCCGCCGCGCUCGCCCGACCACAAGCGCUACUUCAGGGACAAGGAGGGGCUGCGCGACUUCUACCUGGACCAGUUCCGGACCAAGGAGAACUCGCCGCACUGGGAGCACGUGGACCUGACCGACAUCUACAAGGAGCGCGGCGACGACUUCAAGCGCGACGCGGCGGGCGCGGGCGGGCCCUGCGGCAACAGGUCCCACCUGAAGCACGCGGCGGCGGCGGGCGACAAGCACGGCGGCGUGGGCGGCGUCCCCGCGCCCUGGGAGAAGAACCUGACCAACGUGGAGUGGGAGGAGCGCGCCGCGGGCAACUUCUGCCGCAGCUGCCCGUCCAAGCUGCACAACUACCCGGCGGCCGCGGCGCCCGGCCCGAACUCGGGCCGGCAGGCGUGCAUCCGCUGCGAGGCGUGCAAGAAGGCGGGCAACCUGUACGACAUCAGCGAGGACAACUCCCUGCAGGAGCUGGACCAGCCGGCGGCCCCGGCGGCGGCCGCGUCCAACGCCUCCGGCGCCAAGUACCCGCAGAGCCCGACCAACUCCAAGGCCCAGAAGAAGAGCCGGAACAAGCUGCGGCGGCAGCACUCGUACGACACCUUCGUGGACCUGCAGAAGGAAGAGGCCGCCCUGGCCCCGCGCAGCGUGAGCCUGAAAGACAAGGGCCGCUUCAUGGAUGGGAGCCCCUACGCGCACAUGUUCGAGAUGCCCGCCGGCGAGAGCGCCUUUGCCAACAGCAAGCCCUCGGUGCCCACUGCCGGACACCACCACCACAACAACCCCGGCGGCGGUGGCUACAUGCUCAGCAAGUCGCUCUACCCCGACCGGGUCACGCAAAACCCUUUCAUCCCCACUUUCGGGGACGACCAGUGCUUGCUCCAUGGCAGCAAAUCCUACUUCUUCAGGCAGCCCACGGUGGCGGGGGCGUCGAAAGCCAGGCCGGACUUCCGGGCCCUUGUCACCAACAAGCCGGUGGUCUCGGCCCUUCACGGGGCCGUGCCAGGCCGCUUCCAGAAGGACAUCUGUAUAGGGAACCAGUCCAACCCCUGUGUGCCUAACAACAAAAACCCCAGGGCUUUCAAUGGCUCCAGCAAUGGGCAUGUGUAUGAGAAACUUUCUAGUAUUGAGUCUGAUGUCUGAGUGAGGGAGGAGAGAGGCUAAGGUGGGUACGGGAGGGUAAGGCUGGGGCGCGUGGCGCGGAGGGUGACGGGGGUGAACUUGGUUCCCAUUUGAUCCUUUCUUGUUGUUUUAAUUUAUUUAUGGGAUCCUGGAGUUCUGGUUCCUACGGAGGGCAACCCUGGUGACCAGCACCAUCUCUCCUCCUCCUCCCCGUUCUCUCCUCCUUCCCCCAUCUGUCAGCCAUUCCUGUUCCCAUGAUGCCACGCAACCGGCCCUCCCAGCAGGGGAGGCCGGAGUGGAAAAAGGAGGUGCUGCAUGCGGGCUUCCUCCUAGCAGGCAAAGAGCUCCUUGCCACCCACUUUGAGUGAAGCUAGGAGAACCCAAGGAGGCCACGUGAGCACAGAGGUAGCUUUUCCCCAACUGCUCUUGUCGUUGAGGUGAGGAAGCAAAAGCAUUCAAGUGAGACCGUGUAGCGUGCUGCUUGUGACUGAAAAGAGGCUUUGGCAACUCUCGUGGCUUAGAUGGUAUCAGUCUUGGGAUUGUGUGCCAAGCAGAGGGUGCCAGGCCACGUUUAUAUAUAAGCCAAAAAAAGUUUGCUUCCACUCUGUGAGACUCAUUAGUGGUGAGCUGGAACAAACAGUCACUGGUAGAUGGGUGGAUUCUUGAACAAACUGGAAAGUACAUAUAAUAGUGCCCCAUGGUGCAUUGGAGGCAAAAGCAUGUGGAUCGUGUGUGUGUGUGUGUGUAUCCAUGUACACUUGCACACACGUGUACUCAGGUGCCUCCUACUAUAGAGAAGGCAACCUUGGCUCUUGCAACACCCGUAAGCAAUGUGCUUGCUUUGGCUUAUAUACAAACAGAGAUGAUCACGUGGUACCUGAAUUCGGGCUGUCUCCCCUUCACCCUUCCUGAAUGAGGAGAAUGGAAGUUCUUGAUGAAGAAGAUUCUGUGGUCUAGGCAGAGAAGGUGGUAAGCAGUCCUGCAAGAGCAGGCACAACGAUGAUUCCUCAGUGAGUGCCAGUAGUUGCGACCAGUUUGGGCCAAGAACUUUCCAGGAAGGCUAAAGGGAAACAGAAACAGCCAUAAUUAUUUUGCCCAUACUUGGGAGUGAAAGAUUCUGCAAAGUUCUCUUGAGCUUUUAGACCCUCAACCGGCCAGGUUUUGGGGAGGAGCUAGGUGAGGCUUUGAAAAGGAGUCGUUCAUGGUAGGGUAAGUGAGAGAGGGGGAUGUUUUCAAUGCUUUGAUCCCUUCUUACUUAACCUGAAGCUAGAAGAGCAGGCUUCUUCCCCCCAGAACUGAUUACAACUGUUAUGGAACAGACAGCUGUGAGAAAUGAGCUCAGCUUUGUGAGUGCAGCUCAGGAGGUUCAGAGAGAAGGGAAGAGACUUGGAAGAGGGGGAAAUUGAGGCGGGGAGGGACUCUCCACCAACUCUUUGGGCCUGGCUUCCCGGGAAUGUGACUUGAGCCCAGAGCGAACACUCUUGGUAGAGGCCCUUCCACCUUCCUGCAAUACCUCCUUUCCCUCUCAGAUUGUACCAUUCAAGCAAAAAAAAAAAAAAAAACCAUAUAUGUAUAAAACUCCAGGGAUGAGGGUACUGGCAGGCAUGAUGCCCCCUUCACUUAAAGUUGGAAAAUGGAGACGGGAAAUGAAUAUUUGUCACUGCUGGUCCUGAAACUUGGGGUAGGGCUGUUCUGUGGGUCAGUUCCACUGUCCUGCCCUCCUCCCCUGCACAGGGUGGCGUCCAAAGAGCCCCGGGUCUGUCUGGAAGCUUGACUGCAGGACCGCCAUGUUGCACACGGGACACACAAACCAGAAAGGUGCUCAUCCUCCUCUGGAAGGAAGCUGCCAUGUCUCUUCAAGUCACACCCUCCAGGGCUGCUCUUUGCCUUUCCGUUUGCCCUGACUCGCGACCCUUCCUCAUCCCUGCCCUUGACUGCUGCCCCCACCCUCCUCCUUGAUUUUUACCUCAGUAUCUUUCAUUUUAAAGCCAACUGAAGGCCUUGUAAAGCUCUGUUUUCUUUCCGAAAUGGACGCGGGGGCAAGGGGCUGAACCUCUCACAGAUUGGCAGAGAGGGCACGAGUGCUUUACCUUAGAUGCAAGGAGAGACCUUGGGAGAGGACAGAGGGCGUGAGGCUUCUCCAGGAGGAAGAAGGCGAAGGGCCAUCUAAACACCGCUUCGCCCCGACUCUGUCCGGGGGUCAGGGGCUCAUCCCCUCAUCUUCCUCUUACCUCACCCCUUUAAAAUAAAAAAAUAAAAUAAAAAAAAAGCCAAACCAACUAACCUAGCGAACAGCAAUCUAGAACCAAGGGGUCUUUUUCAGUCCCCACUGGCGACAGAAAUCAAGAUGGUGUUUAUUUCAUAUGUAAAUAUUUUGUUUUCUAAUUAAUUUUGUAUAGAUAAAGUGUUCUCUUGUGAGUAUUCAGGGUGUCGGGCUGGAGGGAGUGGGGUGGGGAUGGGCAGGAGGGGGAAAGUGUUUUGUUACGGGUUUUCAUUUUCCAUCAGGGGAAAUUGUUUUGUACGGCUCGUGCUUCAGGAUGUCUGGGAAAGUGAGUGCGAAUGGAGGCCACUUUGGUGAAAAAGCCAGGGGAAAGGGAUUUGUGUCCAUGCCCCCUCCCCGGCCCAGUCUUCUUGCUGGUCAGUGAAAAAUGUCAGUGCAUUUUUACCUGGGCU
This is a messenger RNA of Microcebus murinus (gray mouse lemur), 7889 nucleotides long. It is a transcript of the gene GRIN2B, whose product is annotated as glutamate ionotropic receptor NMDA type subunit 2B. Gene Ontology annotation, cellular component: membrane. The record is from RefSeq and is a predicted model, not a curated record. Gene Ontology annotation, biological process: monoatomic ion transport. Lineage: Eukaryota; Metazoa; Chordata; Mammalia; Primates; Cheirogaleidae. Gene Ontology annotation, molecular function: ligand-gated monoatomic ion channel activity; signaling receptor activity.